Hyla sarda is the source of this 1070-nucleotide messenger RNA. It is a transcript of the gene EIF2B1, whose product is annotated as eukaryotic translation initiation factor 2B subunit alpha. The record is from RefSeq and is a predicted model, not a curated record. Gene Ontology annotation, cellular component: eukaryotic translation initiation factor 2B complex. Gene Ontology annotation, molecular function: translation initiation factor activity; guanyl-nucleotide exchange factor activity. Gene Ontology annotation, biological process: translational initiation. The coding region runs from base 128 to 1039 and encodes 303 amino acids. NCBI's taxonomy places the organism in Eukaryota, Metazoa, Chordata, Amphibia, Anura, Hylidae. The transcript has 9 exons.
CGGGCUCCGCGUGCGCCAUGCUGCCGUUAACCCCUUCACUGCGGAGUGACGUAAAGUCUUCUAGAGACCGAUCCCUCUCCGCCGUUCGCUUCUCCCAGCCGGUGCAGGGGAUUGUAGGAGAGCGGUCAUGAACGAAAGCGAAGUCAUUGAAUACUUUAAGCGCCAGCUGAAGGAGGACCCAGAUGUGGCCACGGCCGUAGCGGCUAUUAGAACCCUACUGGAGUUUCUGAAGAAAGAUAAAGGCGAAACUAUACAAGGCCUGAUCGGAAGUCUAAAGGAUGCUAUUCAAACUAUGUCCAAGGUGGAUUCCUCUGUUGCCGUCUCCUCUGGAGGGGAACUCUUCCUAAGGUUUAUUACACUCACUUCUGAGCUGGAACAUUCUAAUUAUGCUUUAUGCAAAGAAAGGAUGAGCGAGCGAGGUGAACUCUUUCUAAAAAGGAUCUCCUUGUCAAGGGACAAGAUUACAAAUCUCUGCUGCCCGUUUAUAAAAGAUGGAGCUAAAAUAUUAACCCAUGCGUACUCCAGGGUGGUUCUGAAGGUUUUAGAAGAAGCUGCAGCUGCUAAUAAACGAUUUAGUGUCUAUGUUACAGAAUCACAGCCGGACUUAUCAGGGAGGAAUAUGGCAAAAGCUCUACAGAACAUUAAUAUGCCAGUAACUGUGAUCCUGGAUGCUGCAGUAGGGUAUAUCAUGGAGAAAGUAGACUUGGUGAUUGUGGGGGCUGAAGGAGUGGUGGAGAGCGGAGGAAUCAUCAAUAAGAUUGGCACAAAUCAAAUGGCUGUAUGUGCCAAAGCUCAGAAUAAACCAUUCUACGUGGUGGCGGAAAGUUUCAAAUUUGUGCGCCUCUUCCCUCUGAAUCAGAGAGAUGUGCCAGACAAGUUCAAGUAUAAAGCAGACACACAGCAGCAGAAGAAGGACCUGAUGAAAGAGCACCCCUGGAUUGACUACACAUCACCCUCCCUUAUCACACUGCUUUUUACAGAUCUUGGGGUUUUGACUCCAUCUGCUAUAAGUGAUGAAUUAAUUAAACUGUACUUAUAAUAAUGUAUUAAAGUUAACCCCUUGAUACAGA